Acyrthosiphon pisum (pea aphid) is the source of this 1794-nucleotide messenger RNA. RefSeq lists its product as uncharacterized. The record is from RefSeq and is a predicted model, not a curated record. Gene Ontology annotation, molecular function: zinc ion binding; nucleic acid binding. The coding region runs from base 64 to 1749 and encodes 561 amino acids. Lineage: Eukaryota; Metazoa; Arthropoda; Insecta; Hemiptera; Aphididae. The transcript is spliced from 2 exons.
AAUCGUUAUCGCGACCGCAACGAUAUCAAGUUCGUAUUCGCCGUGUUUACGUCCAUCCACACGAUGCCGGGUGAGAAUCCGACACCGGUAGCUCCAACGUACAAUCAGUUGUUUGAAGCGGUCCACGCGUUAACCGAAAGGUUACAAGCGCUCGAGACUACCACCUCCGCACAACACGCUCUGUCUCAACAGCCUCCUAUACAGAACGCCGUCCCUUCCGCUGCUUCCUCAAUCGACUAUCGCAUACUCCCGGAUGUGGGAACGUCCAUCUGGUCGUUCACCGGGCACGAGUCGAGCAGCCAAGCGGAAGACUGGAUCAACUCUGUCGACGGGAUGGCUCAGGUCAACCAGUGGCCAUUGCGACAUCGCUUACAAUACGUCCGAUCGCACGUUUCGCAGGCCGCACGGAGUUGGUACCUGUUGGAAGAGUUCCGGGAUUGGGACACCUUCGUCCAGAGGUUCAAAACCACGUUCGUGCGCACGGUGCGCAAGGCCGAUCUGUGGCGUGAACUCGAAGCCCGAAUUCAAGAGCAGAACGAGCCCACCAUCGACUAUUUCUACGUGAAACUCGGGUUGUGCCACUCGCUCGACCUGACGUUUGCCGAUACGCGGGAAUACGUCAUCGAGGGACUGAGGUCGGAAGCCCUCACAGACUGGGUCUACGGUCGCACUCACUUCAACCGCGACGAUCUCUUAUCAGAUAUCCGUGACUGGGAGCGUAUGCGCGCGAAGCGCGAAGAAAGAUACGGGACUGUUGACCCGACGUUUGCCAAACCUAGUGACCUUAACCAGGAGUCCAUUACUGAACAGACGAGUGCAGAACCCAUUGACGUCGUACCCGCUGUUCCGCCGAAAACGACAUCCAGCGCGGUCGCUGGAUGGUCGACGUUUAGGUCCGAACCAAAAACGGACGUUUCUUCGACACGUCCGACGAUUUAUUGUUUCAAUUGCCGUGGCACGGGACAUAUCAGUAGGGAUUGCCCGAAACCACGACGACCGAUGAAGUGCUCGAACUGCAACUCCAAUCAGCACACUCGAGGCCGAUGCUCGGAAAUCACUGCUGAACGAUCUGGAGACGCGUCCGUGGCCGAUCAUGCGUAUCAUGCUGACGUAAUCGAGAGGAUGAGGCCGAAAAAUUCGUUCUCGAAAAAUGUGAUAGUAAACGGACAUCCCGUGUCCGGUUCGAUCGAUUCGGGCAGUUCCGCCGUGUUAAUACGUUCGACGAUAGCCCGCGAGUGUGGAAUCGCCGUACGCGAUGCCGUUUGUCCCUUGUAUACGGUGGGAAAUGUCGAUCAACCAGGCGCGACGACAAUCGGCGAAGGUGUCGCCGACGUCACCAUUGACGACGUGAUGGGGUCCGACCACAAAUUGAAGAUUGUGCCGGACGACUCGAUACCAGUCGAUGUAUUGGUUGGUCGUACGUGGCUCGACCUGCCACACGUCAAUUAUUCGAAGCAAGCGGGCGAAAUUGUUUUCAAAACCAACAGUCGCAUGUUGACUGACGUACUCGCCGAGAUACUCGCCACCGACGACGGGAACAUAUACGUCGCAGGAGCAGAGCUGCAACCCCUAGUGAAGGACACCAAACCACCCGACGGAGGGGACGCCGACGAGCCCCUAUCCGAGGAAGAAGACGACGAGAUCAACAACCGGGACCAAUCCGACGACGAGGGUGACAGCCAGAAACCGCCCAACGAUGAGAUUCGACCUGAAGUCCAAUUCCGUCAGCCGCCAGAAGGCGUGAGGUAGUGGGUAACCUAACCCGCACAGCUCGACGACUACGAGCUCGGCCGG